UCCCGCCCCUCCUCGCCCACAAUGAAGUAGGGAGAGUCUUAGCCAAGAAGAGCUAAAUGUAUGAAGAUUUAUUUGGGAUUUACUCUCUAAUUUCAGGACAAAACCGGAAUACAUUACUAUUAAAUUGAAAUACGAAUAGUUUUUCUUCUCUACACUCGUCACGCACUGUUUUGGAGUGAACAGCAAGUAGUUUUUGUUAAUGCGAGUAGUUUUACUGUCGUUAAAGCGACCGUAAUGCGGCUCAGCGGCUAAUCCCUGCUUUUCAUUUAAACUAACUGGUUUCUACACGUUUGUUUUAGAGAACGCGGGGUUGAAGUUAUAAAUAUUUCCAAGGAUGACUGAGUACAAGUUGGUGGUGGUAGGAGCAGGAGGCGUUGGGAAAAGUGCACUCACUAUCCAGCUCAUUCAGAACCACUUUGUGGAUGAAUAUGACCCCACCAUUGAGGACUCGUACAGGAAGCAGGUGGUGAUCGAUGGUGAGACGUGUCUCCUGGACAUCCUGGACACUGCAGGUCAAGAGGAGUACAGUGCUAUGAGGGACCAGUACAUGAGGACUGGCGAGGGCUUCCUCUGUGUGUUCGCCAUCAAUAAUAUAAAGUCUUUCGAGGACGUGCAUCUCUACAGGGAGCAGAUAAACCGGGUGAAGGACAGUGACAAUGUUCCGAUGGUGUUGGUGGGGAAUAAAAGUGAUCUGAGCUCUCGCUCAGUGGAGACACGUCAAGCACAAGAGCUGGCUCGGGGAUAUGGCAUCCCAUUUGUCGAGACGUCCGCCAAAACGCGACAGGGUGUGGAGGAGGCUUUCUACUCUCUGGUUCGGGAGAUCAGGAGAUACAAGGAGACAAACCGCAGCAACAAGAAGAGCAAGAAACACCCACAGAGACGUUGCACUCUUUUAUAGCAAUACUUCUGCCCUCUCUUGCACUACAUUCCUGGAAUAGCACUGUGCACACACACACACACACACCUGCACACUCUGCUGUAGCAUUUCAACCCUUCUCCCUCCACUUAGAGCCAACUUAGGGUGAGGUCCCAAUCAGGAAGCUCAGAAACAGUGCCAUGGCUGCUAUAUGCUGUUUUUUUUUCUUCUUUGCAGUGGGUAUAUAUGGCUCGCCAAAUGCAGAGGUUCCUGCUUGGGGCUUUAAAUAUUGUAAAACUUUAGCAAGAUUCAUGAGUCAUUGGACUUGUUUGGAUAACUGUUAUCCCGCCAUGUCUGUGCUCUGACUAUGGCCACUGAUUUCUGAAAUUGUGACUUUUUGUAGCAUUCACGUACUUCAAAAUCUCCAGCUCACCUCAACUUUUAAACACCGUGACUCUCAGUACAAGUGUUAAUGUUCUCAGCUGAGCUAGUGCCCUACCUGUAACCACUAUGAAUUUGUGCUUGAAAGGUAGCUAUGCAGUGUCAUACGCCACCCCCCACCACCACCACCACCACCACCGAGUCAAGUUCAAGCUGCUCUCUCUCUCUCUCUCUCUCUCUCUCUCUCUCCCUCCCUCUUUCUCCCUACACAAGCACUGCUCUCUCCUGUGUUCGUACACCACUGCCGUCUCUGCCUCAUUCACAGGUCUUCUAUACUGCGAACAAGGCUAGAGAAAUGAUUGUAUUCCCUCACUUUCAUUGUUAUAAAGGAAGAAAUAAUGCAGGAUACAUUUUAUUUUUAAGCAGGCCCACAUUGGGGUCUGAACACCUCUGAUACAUUCCUGUUGUCAUAGCGAUGAGACAGCCUUAGGAGUUUAAUGGGAUUUUGUUAAUUAAAAGGAUUUUGGCUAAAA
This is a messenger RNA of Pangasianodon hypophthalmus (striped catfish), 1770 nucleotides long. RefSeq names its product GTPase KRas. The transcript has 5 exons. The record is from RefSeq and is a predicted model, not a curated record. NCBI's taxonomy places the organism in Eukaryota, Metazoa, Chordata, Actinopteri, Siluriformes, Pangasiidae. Gene Ontology annotation, biological process: Ras protein signal transduction. Gene Ontology annotation, molecular function: GTPase activity; GTP binding; GDP binding. The coding region runs from base 335 to 898 and encodes 187 amino acids. Gene Ontology annotation, cellular component: plasma membrane.